AUGAAUCGACAAUACUUACAUCGAAUAAGUCCCUUUUGUAGAAUUGCCGUAGGUAUUCAACCAAAAAAAUUACUUUUUUCACAUACUUUAACCUCCACCAAAUUAAUCCGUCUAUAUAGUACUGAUGAUAACAGUAAGAAUACUAAACAAUCAGAUAACAGCGAUCCACAUCAUGACAUGAACCCUGAUAAUGUUAGAUAUAACAAUUACAACUUGGAAAAACAAACAGACCUUCAUCUUAAAAGAAUCAGAGACAAAAUUGCACGAGAGAAAAGCGUUGACGAAUCAGAAGUAGUAUCAUCUAAUAUAACCACAUCCCAAUACUUUGCUAAAAAACCAAGUAAUGAUAAUGAAGUUUUAAAAGAAAAGGCAAAAAACUGGGGGAUUCUAGAAGAUAAGGAUGCUGUAAGUGAAAAAGAAUAUGAGCGCAAGAUGGAAAGGAUUUUGAAAAUACAAACUUUAUUUCAAGGUUUACUCACGAUUCUAAUUGUUGGUGGUAUUAUUGCUGUUUUCUACAACUAUACCAAUUGGUUUGUUUCAGUACCUGCUUUGACAAAUGAACAAGAUUUGAACAAGAAAUUAGACCUAAGUAGAAAAACGAAGGGUAAUUUGAAAAGAAAAAAUAGACUGCUUGAUGUUGUUAACAACGAAAAGAAUAAGUUUGAUCAGUAUUGUACUGACCUAGGGAAUGGUAUAAUGAUAUGGGAAAAUGGGAAAUUGGAAUUCAUAAAUGGUUUAAAGGAUGUCAUCGAUGCUAGUAUUGCUAACGACAAGAUUUAUGUUAUUACAAAAAGGGGAGAUUUAUACGAGGGUGGUAAUAAUGGUGAACAGCCUUAUAAAUUAGUUUUGAAGGAUCAAAAAUUAACUAGCUGUAAAUUUUCUAAUCAUGAUUCCACAUGCUACGCCAUGAAUAGACAUGGUGAAAUUUUAAUUAUCCCGUUGCAGGACAAAGAAUACGAAGCCCACAUAGGGGUUAAAAGAUCUAUAUUAUUGCCAUGGAAGAAGUAUUGGACGUAUGAUUAUAAACUAUCUAAUGACCAAUACAGUGAUUAUGACACGGGUAAAGAACACUUGGUUUGUAUUUCCAAGAAAACCCACAAGGCCUAUUCUUGUUCCACGGUUAAAAGAAUGGAUAAGUUAAGAGGCCAAUUGGGGUUACCUGAGUUUUCGCCUAUUUUGUCUACAAGAAGUGAUAAUGAAAAGUAUCCUCAAUUGAAUGAAUUAUAUGAUAUAGAGUUGUUAAAUAAUAGUGUUGUAGGAGGAGGAGGAAAUAAAACUGGUAAAGUAACUAAAAGAAAUAUCAAAAAAGUUAGUUGUGGUGAUUACCACACCUUAGCUUUGGACGAUAAAGGUGCAAUUUAUUCAUUUGGUAAUAAUAGGUUUGGACAGUUGGGGUUUUUAGUGUCUUAUGACUUGGAAACAGUUGCAUUUCCGAGAAAAUUAAAUAAAUUCCCACAACUAAAUGAAACAGAUGAAUCUGGAGAAAAUGUUUAUGAUGAUGAUGGAAAUGUAAUUGCAGUUAAUCCUAUUAAAGAGACGGGUAGCGAAAGGCGUCCAUUAAGAUAUUGUGAUUGGGAAUGUACAGAUAUCGAAUGCUGUGGGAAUACUUCUUAUGCGACAAUGUUAGAUAAAAAUACAGGAGACUAUGCUUAUUUCAGCUUUGGCAAUGGAAUUAACGGCCAAUUGGGUACAGGUGUAUUUAAACAUACACAAUCUAUGCCGUCCAGAAUGAAAUUUGUUCUUAAUAAUAACAGUGGGCAUCAUGAGGACUUGAAUGGGUUAAAAGUCAAUAAAUUUUAUAUGGGUAAUGAAUGCGGUAUUUGUACCUUAGCUCCAGAUAACGAACUAUAUGUUUGGGGGUCUAAUUUAUUAAACGGUGUGAUUGGUGUAGUUAAUGGCAAAAGAUUUGAGAAAGUAGUUGAUACCAAUUUAAGGUUACCUGCUGGUGCUAAUAUUUAUUGCAAUGGGAAAACAACCAUUGUUUAUUAA
Saccharomycodes ludwigii is the source of this 1989-nucleotide messenger RNA. It is a transcript of the gene FMP25, whose product is annotated as Fmp25p. The transcript has a single exon. Gene Ontology annotation, biological process: mitochondrial respiratory chain complex III assembly. The record is from RefSeq and is a predicted model, not a curated record. Lineage: Eukaryota; Fungi; Ascomycota; Saccharomycetes; Saccharomycodales; Saccharomycodaceae. Bases 1 to 1989 code for a protein of 662 amino acids. Gene Ontology annotation, cellular component: mitochondrial inner membrane.